CCAGCCCACCUGUGCUGUUUGACAACCUGUUGAAGUGCGAACGUUCGGUUGAGCGUCACCGCGUGUUCGACGUGACGCUUCGACUGCGCCAAAGCCAAGGUCGACAUCUGGCGCAGCCGCACACACUGCGCCUUCAGGCGAGUCUUCCGCCGUCGCUGUUCGGCGCUGGGCGGUGCUGAAAUCACACCGCUGGCUUCUCCUCCUCCUCCCCAUGUCUCCCUCCUCCUCCUCCUCCGCCCCCCUCCCUCCCGCCACAGCGCCGCCGACACUUGCAGCCAUUUUACGCAGGACGAAUCCAAUCAUGUCGUGAGAGAAGCUCGCCGCUCACCUGAGCCAACAUCCGCCGCCGCCAACCGGUGGUCGCACACGGGCGGGCGAGCAGGGAGGUCCGGCCAACAUGGUGAAGAGGAAGAGCUUGGAUGACAACGAGCCCGAGUGCGGGAAAGGAAUACCGUUCCCCAUCCAGACCUUCCUGUGGCGGCAGACCAGUGCAUUUUUGCGCCCCAAGCUGGGAAAGCAGUAUGAAGCAUCGUGCGUGUCCUUUGAGCGGGUGCUGGUGGAGAAUAAGCUCCACGGCUUGUCACCGGCCCUGUCGGAAGCCAUCCAGAGCAUCUCUCGCUGGGAGCUGGUCCAGGCCGCCUUGCCGCACGUUCUCCACUGCACCUCGAUUUUGCUGUCCAACAGGAACAAACUGGGUCAUCAGGACAAACUGGGCGUGGCCGAGACCAAGCUGCUGCACACGCUGCACUGGAUGCUGCUGGAUGCCGCCCAAGAGUGCAACCACGAGCCCAGCUUGGGCCACGGCUGGUCGGCCGGCGGCGGCGCCGCCUUCCUUCAGCCCGUGGGAAACCAGGGCUCUUCUCCAGGUGCGCCCGGCUCCUGCGCCGGGUCCGGCUUAGGGGGCUCCGGCCCGCAGCACAGCGGGUCCCUGCUGGAGGAGGAUGAACACGCUCGCACCAAGCUGUUCUACAAGAGCAUGGCCACCGUGGAGCUGUUUGUGUUCCUUUUUGCUCCCCUCAUUCACCGCAUCAAGGAAUCAGACUUGACUUUCCGCCUGGCCAGCGGUCUGAUUAUCUGGCAACCCAUGUGGGAGCACCGCCAGCCUGACAUCCCCGCCUUCACUGCCCUCAUCAAACCAGUCCGGAACAUCAUAACGGCAAAGAGGAACUCCCCAGUGAUCAACCAGUGCAGCCCCUGUGGGACCGGAAACCCUGGUCCCAUGGGCUUUCAGGUGGUUUGUGAGGCCGGCCAGUCCGACUCCUCCUCCUCCUCGGCCGCGGGAGAGCACAGCUGUCGCCGUGGUAACUCGGUAGAGAAAGGCGGACCUUCCCAGCAACCCCCGCCGGUCAAAGGCCCGUCCAAGAAAAAGACGUCUGCUCCUACCGGUGUGCCAGCAUCCCUGUCUCAGCGUGCCCGCUAUGCCACCUACUUUGAUGUUGCCGUGCUGCGUUGCCUUCUGCAGCCUCACUGGACAGAGGAGGGGGUGCACUGGGCCUUGAUGUACUACCUCCAACGCCUGAGACAGAUUCUGGAGGAGAGGCCGGAACGAGCUCCGGAACCGCUGGUUGCUCCUCUGCCGCGUCCGCGCAGCAGCUCUAUGGUGGCCGCCACCCCCUCACUGGUCAACACCCAUAAAACCCAGGACAUGAGUCUGAAAUGCAAUGAGGAGGGCAAAUCUCUGAGCACUGAGACAUUCACAAAGGUUUCCCUGACCAACCUUCGUCGCCAAGCGGUGCCUGAUCUUUCGUCUGAUCUUGGCAUGAACAUCUUCAAGAAGUUUAAGAACCGGCGUGAGGAUCGGGAGAGAAAGGGAUCCAUCCCCUUCCAUCACACAGGCAAGAAACGCCAGCGUCGUAUGGGCGUCCCCUUCCUGCUCCAUGAGGACCACUUGGAUGUCUCUCCCACCCGCAGCGCCUUCUCCUUUGGGAGCUUCUCCGGCCUGGGCGAUGAUCGGCGUGCUCUGGACCGUGGGGGGUGGCAGGCCACAAUCAUGGGUAAAUUCACGCGUCGGGGAAGCACAGACACAGCCGCAGAUGCCGACAGUCUGAGCGCCAAGCACUCGCAUUCCCACCACUCGUUGCUCAGAGACAUGCCCGACCACUCCAACAGCCACAGCGACAACACCGUCAAAGAGGUUCGAUCCCAGAUCUCCACCAUCACCAUGGCGGCGUUCAACACAACCGUGGCGUCUUUUAACGUAGGCUACGCCGACUUCUUCACCGAGCAUAUGAAGAGGCUUUGCAACCCCGUGGUGGUCCCUGAGAUGCCCGUGGAGCCACUGGCCUGUGCCAACCUUCCUCGCAGCCUGACCGACUCCUGUAUCAACUACUCCUGCCAGGAGGAAGGCGAGAACAUUGAGGGCACCAAUAACUUCGUGCUGAAGAAUGGCAUGUUGGACCUCACAGCUGUGCUGCGCGCCCUCUACGCUGUCCUCAGCCACGACAUCAGCUCCAGAAUCUGCGACGUGGCGCUCAACAUCAUCGACUGCCUGCUGCAGCUGGGCAUGGUGCCUGGGAUGGGCAAAAAGCUGUCCAAGCCUGACAACAAGGAGAACGAGGAGACGCGAGUCAAGGACACCGUGGGACAGGGCCUCGGAGGAGGAGGCGGGGGAGAUGGCGGCGGUGGCGGUGGAGGAGGAGGAGGAGGCAGCGGUGGAGGAAGCGGGCAAGGGAGCAAGGAUGACGUGAAGAAUAACAAGGACAAUGAUAAAAAGGAAGAGAGCUCCUGCCUCAGCACCCACCGGCUGGCCCUCACCAUGCUCAUCAAGAUAGUCAAGUCUCUGGGCUGCGCGUACGGAUGUGGCGAGGGACACCGCGGCCUAUCAGGAGAUCGUCUCAGGAUGCAGGCCCAAAACUGCCUGACCAGCCUCUACAAGCUGGACAAGCUGCAGUUUCGCCAGACGAUGCGCGACUACGUCAACAAAGACUCCCUGAAUAAUAUUGUGGACUUUCUUCACGCUCUACUGGGCUUCUGUAUGGAGCCCAUCACCGACAACAAGGCGGGCUUCGGGAACAAUUUCACCACGGGGGACAAUAAGUCAGUGGCACAGAACAUGGAGGCGGUGGUGGUGGGCUGCAUGUUCAAGUCGCUGAUCACCCGCUGCGCCUCCACCACGCAUGAGCUUCACAGCCCUGAGAACCUGGGUCUGUACUGCGACAUCCGCCAGCUGGUGCAGUUCAUCAAGGAGGCGCACGGGAAUGUUUUCCGCCGAGUGGCUCUGAGCGCGCUCCUGGACAGUGCAGAGAAGGUCACAGCCACCAAGAAACCUGAGGAGAAGGAUGAGACCAAACUGCAAGCUCCAAGAAGGUCAGAGGCGGGUGUGUCCGGGGAGAAGGGUCAGGUGUCCAGUGCUGCAGAUGAGUGUCGCAGCUACAUCUCUAGCAGACCCCCCCAGACCCCCGAACACGAGGAGCAGAUCCCAGGAGCUCUGCUGGGCAGGAAAGACUUUUGGAGGAAGAUGUUCAAGUCGCAGAGUGCUGCCAGUGACACCAGCAGCCAGUCUGAACAGGACACCUCAGAGUGCACCACCGCCCACUCCGGGACCACCACGGACCGCCGUUCCCGAUCAAGAUCCCGACGUAUUUCACUUCGCAAGAAACUUAAACUGCCCAUAGGCAAUUGGCUCAAACGUUCCUCUCUCUCCGGACUUACCGACGGCGUGGAGGACCUGUUGGACAUCAGCUCAGUGGAUCGACUCUCCUUCAUACGACAGAGUUCAAAGGUGAAGUUCACCAGCGCCGUCAAGCUGUCGGAAGGAGGCGCCGCGGGGCCGGAGUACGGCAGGGAUGAGGAAGAGAAUUUCUUCAAGCGGCUCGGACCCCACGGUUUCCAGGAGCGCCUCGCUGCCAGCCAAGAGGCAAUGAAAAACAAAAACGUGGUGAACUUGGGUGCGAUCCGACAGGGCAUGAAACGCUUUCAGUUCCUGCUAAACUGCUGCGAGCCGGGGACCAUACCUGACGCGUCCAUCCUCGCCGCGGCUCUGGACCUGGAGGCGCCCAUCGUUGCUCGAGCCUCCCUGUUUCUCGAAUGCGCCCGAUUUGUGCAUCGCUGUAACCGUGGCAACUGGCCAGAGUGGAUGAAGGGCCACCAUGUAAAUAUCACCAAGAGAGGCCUGUCCCGGGGGCGGUCGCCGAUCGUGGGCAACAAAAGGAAUCAGAAGCUCCAGUGGAAUGCAGCGAAACACUUCUGCCAGUGGGGAGAUGCAAUCGGCACGCGGCUGAGUGAACUGUGCCACUGCGACAGCGAGAGUCCUGCCAACAUUCUUGGGUACAUCUACGAUGAGGAGACUAAACGAAGGAUGAGAAAGGAGGAUGAAGAAGAGGACUACUUAGAUGACAACACGGUCAAUCCAACAAAAUGUGGCUGCCCGUUUGCUCUGAAGAUGGCCGCAUGCCAGCUGCUGUUGGAAAUCACCACCUUUCUGAGAGAGACCUUUCCUUGCUUGCCUCGACCACGCACGGAGCCGCUUGUGGAUUUAGACAGCUGCCGCCUGCGGCUGGACCCCGAGCUCGGUCGACAUCGCUACGAGAGGAAGAUCAGCUUUGCGGGUAUCCUGGACGAUGAGGACGGUCAUGACUCGCUGAACAGUAGCAGCCACACUCUGAAGUCCGACACCACGGGUGAUGACAAGAAGACCCCGGAGGGCACUGUGCCUGUUCGGAAGAUUCGUAUUGGAGGCUCACGGUUGCUACAGAUCAAAGGCGCUCGCAGUUUCCGUGUAAAAAAGGGCGGGUCUUUGUCUUCCAUUCGGAGGGCGGGGAGCCUGAAGAGCACCAAGAUGUCCCGACAGGAUUCCGAGUCAGAAAACGAAGAGGGGAUCCUUUCGCAAACAAACAGCAGGGAUACUGUCACGGAUAUUGGUAGUCCCUGCAGUACCAGCGAACCCAGUAUCGAGCCCGAGGGCCAAAGCGGGAGCGGAGCAGAAGACAACUACCACCGCAACAUGUCAUGGCUCCACAUCAUGAUCCUGCUGUGCAACCAGCAGAGCUUCAUCUGCACCCACGUUGACUUCUGCCACCCGCGCUGCUACCAGCACCACAGCCGCUCCUGCGCCCGGCUGGUCCGCGCCAUCAAGCUCGUGUACGGCGAGACGGUGGACAGCCUGAGGGAGGACAGCGCCACCGCUGCGGGCAUCAUCGGCACCCGUGCACAGAAAAACAAAGAGUGUUCUGACAAGUCGUGCCUGAGGACACCCUCCAUGAAGAGGAGACCCACUGACGGCAUCGUUGAAGGGAAGAAGGACACGGGAAUGUUAAAGUACAUCAGAAACCAGGUGAUGAGCUUGUCACCCGCCCCUCUCUCUCUGCUCAUCAAAGCCGCCCCCAUCUUGACCGACGACAUGUACGGAGACAUCCAGCCUGCAGCCUGGGAGCUUCUUCUCAGCGUGGACGAACACAUGGCGGCUGCUGCAGCGGCGAUGUUCCUGCUGUGUGCGGUAAAGGUCCCAGACGCAGUGACCGAAAUGAUGAUGGCGGAGUUCCAGCACCACGAGGCCUGCCAGCGCAUCAACUCCGUCCUCAAGUUCUAUACGCUGUGGCGAUUCCGCUACCAGGUGUGGCCUCGCAUGGAGGAAGGAGCCCAGCAGAUCUUCAAAAUUCCCCCGCCCAGUAUAAACUUCACCCUGCCAUCUCCCAUACUGGGCAUGCCCUGCGUCCCUAUUUUUGACCCCCCAUGGGUUCCCCAGAACACCGGCAGCGUCCAAGACCCAAUCAAUGAAGACCAGUCUAAAUCCUUCUCGGCGCGGGCUGUGUCACGUUCUCACCAGAGAGCUGAGCACAUCCUGAAGAACCUGCAACAGGAGGAGGAAAAGCGGCGUCUGGGGCGUGAGGCCAGCAUCAUCACGGCCAUCCCUGUGGCCCAAGAGGCGUGCUACGAGCCCACUUGCAGCCCUCCACCUGAGCAAGAGGAGGAAGCAGAAGAAGUGGUGAACCUGGCAUCCCGCCGUCUGUCUGUCAGUCCAUCCUGCGCCUCCAGUAACUCGCACAGGAACUACUCUUUCCGCCGAGGCUCCAUGUGGUCCGUACGCUCAUUGGCCAGUGCUGAAGAUGAAGAGAACACAACAGAACACACACCCACGCACCACAUGCUGCAACCACCGCAAGCUGUCUUCCCCGCGUGCAUCUGUGCCGCCGUGCUCCCAAUCGUACAUCUGAUGGAGGAUGGGGAGGUUCGAGAGGACGGCGUAGCAGUGAGUGCUGUUGCCCAGCAAAUCUUGUGGAACUGCCUGAUCGAGGAUCCCGCCCUUGUCCUCCGCCACUUCCUGGAGAAACUCACUGUGAGCAACCGGCAGGAUGAGUUGAUGUACAUGCUGAGGAAGCUGCUGCUUAACAUCGGAGACCUUCCGGCGCAAACCUCACACAUCCUCUUCAACUACCUGGUGGGCCUGAUCAUGUAUUUUGUGCGGACACCCUGCGAGUGGGGGAUGGACGCCAUCUCAGCCACGCUCACCUUCCUGUGGGAGGUGGUGGGCUAUGUGGAGGGGCUCUUCUUCAAGGACCUGAAGCAGACUAUGAAGAAAGAGCAGUGUGAGGUCAAGCUGCUGGUCACGGCGUCUAUGCCAGGAACCAAGACGCUGGUGGUGCACGGCCAGAACGAAUGCGACAUCCCAACACAGCUGCCCGUCCAUGAAGACACUCAGUUUGAAGCCCUGCUGAAGGAAUGUCUGGAGUUCUUCAACAUUCCCGAGGCUAGAUCAGCACAUUACUUCCUAAUGGACAAACGCUGGAACCUCAUACAUUAUUCCAAGACAUAUGUAAGGGACAUCUACCCCUUUAGGAGGUCAGUCUCUCCCCAGCUCAACCUUGUCCACAUGCUGCCAGAUAAAGGACAGGAGCUGAUCCAGAAGCAGGUGUUCUCCCGCAAACUAGAGGAGGUUGGCCGUGUGCUCUUCCUCAUUUCCCUCACGCAGCGCAUGCCCGCCGUGCACAAGCAGUCCCACGUCUCACUGCUCCAGGAAGACCUGCUCCGCCUGCCAUCCUUCCCGAGGACCGCCAUCGAUGCCGAGUUCUCUCUGUUUAACGAGGCGCAGGGUAAGGAGCUGUUUGGGUUAGACACCCUCCACAAGGUACUGUGGAUCAAGCUCCUUGAGGAGAUGUUCCUGGGCAUGCCCAGCGAGUACCCGUGGGGUGACGAGAUGAUGCUGUUCCUUAACGUCUUCAACGGGGCGCUGCUGCUGCACCCGGAGGACAGCGCCCUCCUCAGGCAGCACACUGCAACUGCCAUCAACACAGCCGUGCACUUCAACCACCUUUUCUCACUGAGCGGCUAUCAGUGGAUCCUGCCGACCAUGCUGCAGGUUUAUGCCGACUACGAGGGAAACCCUUUACUGAGGCAAGGCAUCGAGUUCUGCUGUCGACAGUUCUACAUCCUCCACCGCAAGCCCUUCAUCCUGCAGCUGUUUGCUAGCGUGGCGCCACUACUAGAAUUUACUACCAGCACCAGUAGCGGCCUUUCAAAGGGAGUGUCAGCCCAAUGUCUGUUCGACCUGCUGGUCUCUCUGGAGGGUGAGACGCAGGAUGCCCUGGAUGCACUAGAGCUGGUCAAGGCAGAGAAACCACUGCGUUCUUUGGAUUUCUGUUAUGGUAAUGAGGACUUAGCCUUUUCUAUCAGUGAAGCCAUAAAACUGUGCGUCACCGUGGUCGCCUACGCACCCGAAUCCUUCAGAAGUCUCCAGAUGCUGAUGGUGCUGGAGGCCCUGGUCCCGUGUUACCUCCAAAAGCUUAAGAGCAACACAGUGACAAUGGAGUCAGCAUCCGCCGCCAGAGACGAGAUCGCAGCCAUUGCCGCGUUGGCCACGUCCCUGCAGGCCUUGCUUUACAGCUCAGAAACCCUGACAAGACCCAUGACGGCGCCGCAGAUGUCCCGCUGUGAUCAAGGCCAUAAAGGAGGCACCACUGCCAACCACGCCAUGUCAGGAGGAGUCAACACAAGGGACAACCUCCACCUGCUGGAGGAGGGUCAGGGCAUGCCGAGGGAGGAGCUGGACGAGCGCAUGGCCAGAGAGGAGUUCCGCCGGCCGCGAGAGUCCCUGCUGAACAUCUGCACCGAAUUCUACAAGCACUGCGGACCGCGUCUGAAGAUCCUGCAGAACGUAGCUGGUGAGCCGCGGGUGACGGCGCUGGAGCUGCUUGACAUCAAGUCCCACAUGAGACUGGCGGAGAUCGCCCACGCGUUACUCAAGCUGGCACCCUACGACACCCUGACCAUGGAGAGCCGAGGCCUGCGGCGUUACAUCAUGGAGAUGCUGCCUAUCACCGACUGGUCCUCUGAGGCUGUACGCCCCGCCCUCAUCCUCAUUCUAAAGAGGCUGGACCGCAUGUUCAACAAGAUCCACAAGAUGCCCACGCUCAGGAGACAGGUGGAGUGGGAGGCGGCCAGCAGCCUGAUCGAGGGCAUUUGUCUGACUCUGCAGCGGCAGCCGAUCAUCUCCUUCCUCCCUCACCUUCGCUCGCUCAUCAACGUCUGCGUCAACCUGGUGAUGGGCGUGGUCGGCCCAUCCAGUGUUGCAGACGGCUUACCUCUACUCCACCUCAGCCCUUACCUCUCCCCGCCACUCCCCUUCAGUACCGCCGUGGUCCGGUUGGUCGCCUUACAAAUCCAGGCCUUGAAGGAAGACUUCCCCCUCAGCCACGUGAUCUCACCAUUCACCAAUCAGGAGAGGAGAGAGGGGAUGCUGCUGAACUUGCUCAUUCCCUUUGUGCUAACUGUUGGGUCUGGAAGCAAAGACAGCCCCCACCUUGAGCAGCCGGAGAUCUUCUUGCUGCUGCAGACGGUCAUCAACAUUCUCCUUCCGCCACGUAUCAUCUCCACAUCCCGCACCAAGAACUUCAUGCUGGAUGCGUCACCAGCUCACUGCUCCACCCCCGGCGAUACUGGGAAGGACCUGCGCAGAGAAGGGUUGGCUGAGUCCACCAGCCAGGCGGCAUAUCUGGCUCUAAAGGUGGUGCUGGUGUGCUUCGAGCGCCCUCUGGGGAACCAGUGGUAUCGUCUGAGUCUGCAGGUGAAAGAGAUGGCCCUCAGGAAGGUGGGGGGCCUGGCUUUCUGGGACUUCAUUGACUUCAUUGUGCGCACCCGCAUCCCCAUCUUUGUCUUGCUGAGGCCCUUCAUUCAGUGCAAGUUGUUGACACAGCCAGCCGAUUCCCAGGAGGAGAUCACAGCACGCCACCACAUCGCCGACCAGCUCGAGCGACGCUUCAUCCCUCGACCUCUCUGCAAGAGCUCUUUGUUUGCUGAGUUCAACAAUGAGCUCAAGAUCCUUAAAGAGGCGGUCCACAGCGGCUCCGCUUACCAGGGCAAGACGUCCAUCAGCACAGUGGGCACCUCCACGUCAGCCUACCGCCUAAGUUUGGCCACAAUGUCGCGCUCCAACACGGGCACCGGCACAGUUUGGGAGCAGGACAGCCAGCCGUCCCGCCAGCCAUCCCAGGACACCCUCAGCCGCACCGAUGAGGACGACGAAGAGAACGACUCCAUUAGUAUUCCCAGUGUGGUGAGUGAGCAUGAGGCGUUCCUGCCCAGGGUGAUAACGGAGCGCCGCUUCUCCAGCCACGCCACUGGCUCAGCCGCUUUGCCCCCAGAGGCCCCCCGUAGCACCAUGCUGCCCAGCCACAGUGAACCCAAUGUGCUAGAUGAGUCCCAGGGCCUUCUGCAGGAGAGUAACCUGUCUAGGGUCGCCAGUGUGCAGAGUGAACCCGGGCAGCAGAACCUACUCAUUCAGCCUCCACUGGGGAGGAAACGAGGCCUCAGGCAGCUGCGGCGCCCCCUCUUGUCCAUUCCAAAGAAUGAACCUCGUGGUCGUUCAGGAGCGCGCCUCUCCACCACGCGCAGGAGCAUCCAGCCCAAGAGCAAACCACUGGGUAACAUACGUGUCUUUGCAAACACAAAUUGCAAGCUGUUAUUUGAGGGAGGCGCAAAAUGCACCAAAUCUGACCCGUGUGCGUGUGCGUCUGUGUGUGCGCGUAAACUUUAUUGGACUGUGAAGGUGAGACGCACCCCUUACCCCUUCCUCUCCACCCCGCAAUGGCCCACCCCAUCUGCAACCUCACCCAGUAGGGCGCUCUGCAUAGAGUUGUGCGCUGUGGACUUGACGUCCAUUUUUGACCGCGCUUGUGUGCCCCUGGCAGCGCAAGGGGACCAAAAGAGGUCCGUCACCUUCACAGAGACACAAGGGCAGCAAGGCAAAACUUUGACCCCCGGCAGUACAGACGCUCCAGUUGAGGGUAGAAAGGCCAGCCCCGUCGCAUCCAAACUCCCCACGCUGGAAGUGCCCUCCGCCUCAUCCGCCACCAUCACCGCCGACCUGCACAGCCCAGCUAAAACACAGGUCCUUCCCACUAUGAGCAUCAAGGAGAAACGAGAGCAGUGGGGCCUCCGCAGCAGCCUCUCCCCUCCCCCGUCCCUCUCCCGCACCUCCACCCCGACACCGCCGCCCCGCGCCUGCUCCCCGCUUCCCCUCUCGCGGACCAGCUCCCCUUUGUCUCGCACUCCUUCGCCUCUUCCUCCGCCCCUGCCCGUGCUGGGCACGGUCCCAGCACCCCUCCUCCCUCCGCCGCCUCCAUCCAGGACCCGAGAGAGCCCCGGGGACGCGGACACCGCCGCGCUGCUGCCGCGCAGCGAUACCCUGCUGCAGCUCGGCGAGGACGAUGGCACGGAGAACCCCCUCCUCACCCCACUCCUGUCUGCCCCCUCGCCGCAGCGCUCCCCUCGCCGCCUCCCCCUUCCCCUCUCCCCUGUCGACUUGGACUUGGAUGAGUCCCACGUGUGAACUCUCUUUAAUGUACAAAAACAGAGCAAAGAAGUGAACGUAUAUUUUAGCAGAGAUGAUUCUAUGGAAUACGUGAUACGAUAUCAAGAGUAGAACUUCUAAAAUGACAUAUUUAUGAGAGUAAACACAGUAGAUAUGCAACACAUGAUUAUUCUUCACUUACCAUUUCACGUAGCGCGUAGUGUUUGUCUCGCAGUGUUAUUUGUGUCGGUUGCAAUGCAGUAGAUUCAGUACCUCGUUGCUCCUUCCAUGCCUUACAAAGACUAUUCUAUUCUAUUCUAUUCUACUGAAGUAAAGUUUUAGAUCUUUCGCGUGACCUCUGAACCAGGAAAGGACUAGGAUGUGCCAUAUAACUCAGCCAACACACUGUGAGUGUCUGUUUGUCUUGUUUGUGUCCUCUCCGUAACGUCGAAUGUUUAUGGCGAGUGUUCGCGCGUUCCUGUUCCGCUUGCUUUCACGGCCAAGCAAUAUUUGUCUUACUUGUACGGGAAAUGCUACCGAGCUCAUACAUGCAUAAAGCGAUGACAUGCCCAUGG
This is a messenger RNA of Dunckerocampus dactyliophorus (ringed pipefish), 11298 nucleotides long. RefSeq names its product protein unc-80 homolog. NCBI's taxonomy places the organism in Eukaryota, Metazoa, Chordata, Actinopteri, Syngnathiformes, Syngnathidae. Gene Ontology annotation, cellular component: axon; cation channel complex. The transcript has 65 exons. The record is from RefSeq and is a predicted model, not a curated record. Gene Ontology annotation, molecular function: monoatomic cation channel activity. The coding region runs from base 398 to 10762 and encodes 3454 amino acids. Gene Ontology annotation, biological process: monoatomic cation homeostasis.